Etheostoma spectabile (orangethroat darter) is the source of this 530-nucleotide messenger RNA. Its product is annotated as cystatin-C-like. NCBI's taxonomy places the organism in Eukaryota, Metazoa, Chordata, Actinopteri, Perciformes, Percidae. Gene Ontology annotation, molecular function: cysteine-type endopeptidase inhibitor activity. The transcript has 3 exons. Gene Ontology annotation, cellular component: cytoplasm; vesicle. The record is from RefSeq and is a predicted model, not a curated record. Bases 120 to 518 code for a protein of 132 amino acids.
AAACAGGUGUGUGUGUGUUUCUCUAGACGGUAUAUUAACUCGGCUUUGACCGUGACCUAGUCCACUCAGAACCGAUACCAGGUCUCCUAAUACCUACUGCAGAACAACUUGUUGCGAUCAUGCGGUUUGUCUGGUUCUGUGUUUUUGUUUCUGCUUUCAUCGGUUGCUUUGUAACCGAACAACAGAUACUCGGUGACCCACAAGAUGUCCCGGUGACCGAUGCCGAGGUUGUAGCCUCAGCACAGUUUGCUGUGGCUGAAUUUAACAAAGCCAACCCACGGAUGAAAUACGAACUUGUGGCAAUAACAUUGGCCAAAGUCCAGAGCAUUGCAGUAUUUGUUCCUGCAUGGAACUACAUCCUGGAAUUGCGCCUGCGACGUACAACGUGCAACCCUGGUACUAAAAAAUUGUGUAACUCUAAACCCAAGGAGCUCCAGUGCCACUUCACGGUUUAUUACACUCUGGAACACCCAUGUGUACUCACUGAAAGCGAGUGUAAGGAACCGGGCAAACACUGAUUCUGACUGUUG